UAUAGAUGAUAUAGGUACCGAUAUAUUUGUCAACAAACGUUUUAUAAAGACAAUAGCGAUUCAUAGAAACUAUUCAAUACGUUUUAAAAAUGGUAGAUUUUAAUAGGAAGUUAGUGUUGCCUUUUAAGAUUUUUGUAACAAAAUGCAUUAAUUUGUGUGUUAUCUCAUAAAGGAGGAAUGGAGAUACAAAAUAAACGAAAUCCUUUGGUUAGAUAAUAGAUUGAUCGGAACCAGAUCAUUUAGAUAAUAUAUAAAGGAACUCAGAUUAUCGGCAUAACACUUAUAAAUGGGACAAUGGUCUAGACUCGCAUCUUUCUUCAUCAUUGUCUUCUAGUUGCAUGCGGUUGUGUAUAUUUAAAAUUUUAUGUAAGAAAAGAGAGCGGAGAAUUACAUAAGUAUAACGUGUAACGAUAAGCUAAGUUGAUAUCAGUUAUUUUGAGCUGGAUUUGUAAUUUGUUUUCGAGCGCCGAACGCAACAAAUUUUGAAUUCCUGCCGUCAGCUGUAAGGCUGCUUUCGACUGGACAAUUCUAGUUUUCGAUGGCUUUUAGUAUAGGUUACGUAGGGGUGUGUGAGAAGAACAUUCAGCAUUUAUAUACAACAAGGACUUUAAAGAAACCUGCUACACGAAAGUCGCCACAGUACAAGCCUGGAUUCUUGAACGAUUUAGACGCGGAACGAAAGCAGCGCCUAAGAAAUCGACCAUUCAUGGAGUACGAUUCCAAAAACGAUAUAGAGCUCCCCAAAGCAGCGGCGUUCCGAAACAUACCGAAACCGGAAGUAGAUGAAAUUGUCAAGCGUCUGACAAUGCCGCCAAAAGAAAGGUUCCAUUUUCAGUAUACGGAUCACCUUGGUUAUAAUGACUGGCGAACUGCUCGUGAAGAGAAAAUACACCAUUUGAGAGAAACAAUUAGUAUGUUUGGUGGAAGUAGGGAUCAUCUGAUAAGGCGGGAGUCUCAUAAGAAGAGUAAGAAGGAGAAAAGGCAUAAGAAAAAUGUCAAACAAAAGGACGGAGAGACAUUACCUGUUCUUUAGGAACUAAAUUACAUGAAAAGUGACUUUUAAGCAUUUUUAGAUUUUCUACUCACUGCUUGUAUCUAUUUUUUCUUUCGAUAUUUCAUUUACUGUUUCGAAAACAAAUUUGUAUCAAAUUUUCAAUCGAAACCUUGAUCAUCGUAUAGGAAAUGAUCUAUCUAAGGGAAUAAAUACUCAUACUUAUAUGUUUCACUGAAAAAUAAGAAAGUAAUGGCAGUUUUUUCGAAUAUUGCUGCCGUCUGAUUCGGCAUUGUUGUAACGCUAAGAUACACACAAGAAUACAAAAAUAAUUAAGUGUUUAUGGUCUCGGCUAAACUUGAAAUGAUGAAAAAUGGAAUCAAAAAACCAAAUCUAAUAAAAUGACUACCAGGAUAUUGUAUAUACAGCUUGUGCAGCAAAGUGAACGUUAUUUAUUUGGUUAUGACGUGUUUCUUUCAUACAACGAUUGAAGUGGUUGGUGUUGUAUAUAUACCCGGUAUUUAACAUGUUUAUCUAAUACAGUUGAAACGGAAGUUGAGCCGUGCCAUGAGAAAACCAA
Mercenaria mercenaria is the source of this 1571-nucleotide messenger RNA. RefSeq lists its product as uncharacterized. Bases 539 to 1033 code for a protein of 164 amino acids. NCBI's taxonomy places the organism in Eukaryota, Metazoa, Mollusca, Bivalvia, Venerida, Veneridae. The record is from RefSeq and is a predicted model, not a curated record. The transcript is spliced from 2 exons.